AAAUCAACAACUUGGAAGCCAUAGCCACACAGCACAAAAACCCCACUUUCCUAUAGCCAUAGCCAUGGAUUUCAUACAAAUACAAUACACAUGACACUCCCCUUUCAAAGCGUCCAUCAACAAAGCACCAAAAGAGAAAAAAGAGGAAUUAAUCAAAGCAAAAAGCCACUUCUGCCUUCUGCUUUUAUGCUUUCUCCCCUUCCAUAUCUUGAAAAUUUAACCUCCCAAUUUGAAAAAUCCUUCCUUUUAUUAUAUUGCUUUCUGUAACGCGUGUAGUUACUGCACGCAAUUUGAUUUCAAAUUGCCUCCAUUUUCAAUUGUUUUAACUUCGCUGGUCAAAAUUUGCUGUCAUUUUCACGACAACUGAUCGAUCCGGGGGCCUGCAAGGAAAGACCCAAUUGUGUGACAAGAUAAAGUGCUUCAAGAUUUGGGUUGGGUUGCUUUUCCUUUUUUCCAUUUCCCUCUGUUUUUUUCUUGCUUUUGCGAGUGUUAAGAUCUGUUUCGAGCUGGAGACUUCAGUUUGUAGGAUCCCAUUUAUUUGAGGGAUUUUUUGUAUUGAGUGUUUUUCUGCUCGGUGGAAUUGGGAUCUUUUUUGCCUAAUUUCUCGGAGUGGCUUUGAAGGUAUAGGGUUUUUAGGUUCACAAUUGGGGAAGUGGGGUUCAAGAUUCGUAGGUUUUGACAUGGUGAGUGGCGUGACUGGUUAUUGAAGGGUCACUAAUGGUGUUGUUGUUCGGUAAUUGUAUGGUCCCCUCCAUUAAGUUGGGCAGCUAAGUCGGUGGGGUCUGCGGAGUUAAAGUAGGAUUUCACUUUUGAAGAACAAAAAGGGUGGAAAAAGUUCCCUUUUGAUCCAAUUAUAGGGGUGUUGAUUGGGGUUCAUUGAAUUGGAGGAGAGGGGCAAAGGAUCCUCUUUGAGUGUAAUGUCGCCGGUUAAUAAUACACGUUCCUAUCAGUCGAUCAAGUCGUUGCCCGUUGAUUUUAAGUAUGCGGGUGAUGAAGGUGUUGAUAGGAUGAUGUUGCCUGAAACUAUUUUGGAGAAUGCUGAAGAAUUGAGGGAUGCCUCGGAGGGGGCAGCUAAUGGUAGGGGUCAUGUUGGUUCAGAUAGUGAUGAAUCUCCCUAUGGUAGUUUGAAUGUGCCAGCCAAAGAUGGGGCUCCUUUGGCUGAUGAUAGUGAUGAUCAUAAGGAUCCCAGUACUCCAGUGCCGUUGGUUAAACGAUCAUAUGCCGAUUCGAAGUGGAGUGACACCACCCCAUAUGCAUCGAAGAAGAAAAUUCAGUCGUGGGUUCAGCUUCCUGAUGGUAAUUGGGAGCUUGGAACAGUUAUUCAGACUACUGGUAACAAUUCAGUGAUAACAUUGCCCGAGGGAAAAGUACUGCAAGUGAGUUCAGAAACUCUGAUACCGGCAAAUCCUGAUAUUCUUGAUGGUGUAGAUGACCUCAUGCAAUUGAGUUACCUAAACGAACCUUCAGUAUUGUACAAUCUCCAAUACAGAUAUGAUCGAGAUUUGAUUUAUACUAAAGCAGGCCCAGUACUGGUGGCAGUUAAUCCCUUUAAAAAAGUCUUGCUAUAUGGAAAUGAUUAUAUUGAAGCUUACAAGCGCAAAUCUUUGGACAGCCCUCAUGUAUAUGCUAUCACGGAUACAGCUAUGCGUGAAAUGAUCCGAGAUGAAGUAAACCAAUCUAUCAUUAUAAGUGGGGAAAGUGGAGCAGGAAAGACAGAAACUGCUAAGAUAGCAAUGCAAUAUUUGGCUGCUCUGGGAGGUGGUAGUGGUAUCGAGUAUGAGAUAUUAAAGACGAAUCCUAUUCUGGAAGCUUUUGGUAAUGCCAAGACAUUAAGAAAUGACAACUCAAGUCGAUUUGGAAAGCUGAUCGAAAUCCACUUCAGUGAAACUGGAAAAAUAUCGGGUGCCAAGAUUCAAACUUUUUUACUAGAGAAGUCAAGAGUUGUUCAAUGUUCGGAGGGAGAAAGAUCAUAUCAUAUAUUUUAUCAACUUUGUGCCGGGGCUUCACCUAGCCUAAGAGAAAAAUUGAACUUAAAGAAUGCAGAUGAGUUCAAGUAUCUGAGGCAGAGCAAUUGCUUUACGAUCUCUGGGGUUGAUGAUGCCGAACAAUUUCGUAUAGUACUGGACGCUUUGGAUAUUGUUCAUGUAAGUAAGGAAGAUCAGGAUAGCGUAUUUGCAAUGCUGGCUGCAGUACUAUGGCUAGGAGACGUCACUUUCACUUCAAUUGAUAGUGAAAAUCAUGUUGAACCAGUGAUUGAUGAAGGUCUAACCACUGUCUCCACGUUGAUUGGGUGCAAAGUUGAGGAACUAAAGCUAGCAUUAUCAACUCGAAAAAUGAGAGUAGGGAGAAGAAAUGAUACAAUUGUCCAAAAACUCACUCUAGCACAGGCCAUGGAUACAAGGGAUGCGCUGGCAAAAUCGAUUUAUUCAUGUUUGUUUGAUUGGCUAGUGGAGCAGAUAAAUAAAUCACUAGCAGUUGGCAAGAGGCGUACAGGAAGAUCCAUCAGUAUCCUUGAUAUUUAUGGUUUCGAAUCGUUUGAGAGAAACAGUUUUGAGCAGUUCUGCAUUAACUAUGCCAAUGAAAGAUUACAACAACACUUCAAUCGCCACUUGUUUAAAUUGGAGCAAGAGGAAUACAUUCACGAUGGCAUUGACUGGGCAAAAGUUGAUUUUGAAGACAAUCAGGAUUGCCUUAAUUUGUUUGAGAAGAAACCAUUAGGGUUACAGUCGUUGCUCGAUGAGGAAUCAACCUUUCCAAAUGGUACAGAUUUGAGCUUUGCAAAUAAGCUCAAGCAACAUCUAAGUGCUAAUCCUUGUUUUCAAGGAGAAAGAGAGAAAGCUUUCCGCGUUCGCCACUAUGCUGGAGAGGUUACAUAUGACACCACUGGUUUUCUUGAGAAGAACAGGGAUUUACUUCAUUUGGAUUCAAUCGAACUUCUUUCGUCUUGCACGUGCCCCCUUCCUCAGGCUUUUGCAUCCAGCAUGCUCAAUCAAUCCGAGAAGCCAGUAGUAGGGGCACUGCAUAAAUCUGGUGGAGCAGAUUCACAAAAAUUAAGCGUUACGACAAAAUUUAAGAGCCAACUGUUCCAGUUAAUGCAACGUCUUGAAAGCACAACUCCACACUUCAUACGCUGCAUAAAGCCCAACAACUUCCAAUCUCCUGGUAGCUAUAAUCAAGGACUCAUACUACAACAGUUGCGGUGCUGUGGAGUCUUAGAAGUUGUUAGGAUAUCAAGAUCCGGGUUUCCUACCCGGAUGUCUCAUCAAAAGUUUGCGAGAAGGUACGGUUUUCUUCUAUUAGAUCACGUAGCGUCUCAGGACCCGCUUAGUGUUUCAGUAGCAAUUCUUCAUCAGUUCAACAUUCUCCCCGAGAUGUACCAAGUUGGAUACACAAAAUUGUUUUUCCGAACUGGACAGAUUGGGGUGCUUGAAGAUACAAGAAAUCGCACUCUCCAUGGGAUAUUGCGCGUCCAAAGUUGCUUUAGAGGCCAUAAGGCUCGAUGCCUGCUGAGGGAUUUUAGGAGAGGGAUUGUUACCCUACAGUCAUUUAUCCAUGGAGAAAAGGUAAGGAAGGAGUACGCAGGCAUACUCCGAAGGCAUAGGGCCGCCAUAUCCAUCCAAAAGAAUGCCAGAGCUAGGAUUUUGAGGAAAAAGUUCAACAGAGUUAGGGAGGCAGCUACCUCGAUGCAAUCAGUUAUUCGUGGCUGGUUGGUCCGAAGAUGCUCAGGGGACAUAGGAUUGCUGCAAUUUGGAGGAAGAAAGGGUAAUGAGCCGGAAGAAGUGCUGGUGAAGUCAUCGUUCCUUGCUGAACUGCAACGCCGUGUUCUCCGAGCUGAGGCCUCUCUAAGAGAGAAAGAAGAGGAGAACGACAUCCUUCACCAACGGCUGCAGCAGUACGAGAAUCGUUGGUGUGAAUACGAGCUAAAAAUGAAGUCUAUGGAGGAGGUGUGGCAGAAGCAGAUGAGAUCACUGCAGUCGAGCCUGUCCAUUGCAAAGAAGAGCCUCGCCUUCGAUGAUUCCCAGAGAAACUCUGAUGCCUCUGUAAAUGGAGCCGAAGAAAGUAGCUGGGACACCGGCAACAAUCUGAGGAUCCAAGAAAAUGGGGGGAGACCAACGACUGCCGGGUUAAGCGUCAUUGGCCGGUUGGCUGAGGAGUUUGAGCAGAGGAGCCAAGUAUUCGGAGAUGACGCCAAGUUCUUGGUGGAAGUGAAGUCGGGCCAGACUGAGGCGAGCUUGGACCCGGAUCACGAGCUUCGGAGGCUGAAGGCUAUGUUUGAAGCGUGGAAGAAGGACUACGGGUCAAGAUUGAGGGAGACGAAGGUGAUACUUAACAAGCUCGGGGGCGAAGAGGGUAGUUCGGCUGAUAAGGCGAGGAAGAAAUGGUGGGGGAGACGAAACAGCACGCGGAUGGGUUGACGUUUUAUGAGGAGAGGCGCGUCGACGACGACGACGACGGAAGAGGUAGCUACAGGUGUAUAGUUAUGGUUUACUUGGCUGAAGGAAAUAUUUGGAAUUGCAUAUCUUUGUUAAGUUUGUGCAACUCAAAGAGAGUGAAAGUUUCGCAUUAAUUUCUGAUACUAUUAGUCUUUGUAAAUGGUCAUCUUUUUUGGGGUUUUUGUGGAGAAGAAAAGGUUUGAUUUUUGGUGUUUUUCAGUGAUUGUAUUAUAAUUUGUUGCUAUACAUGUUAAAAUGCAGUGUGCAUGUAUUAGUUUGGGUAUCAAAAUGAAUGGAUAAGGAA
Messenger RNA from Salvia splendens (bonfire salvia), 4737 nucleotides. RefSeq names its product myosin-1-like. The transcript is spliced from 23 exons. Gene Ontology annotation, cellular component: myosin complex; cytoplasm; membrane. The coding region runs from base 918 to 4415 and encodes 1165 amino acids. Gene Ontology annotation, molecular function: ATP binding; actin filament binding; microfilament motor activity. Gene Ontology annotation, biological process: actin filament organization. Lineage: Eukaryota; Viridiplantae; Streptophyta; Magnoliopsida; Lamiales; Lamiaceae. The record is from RefSeq and is a predicted model, not a curated record.